AUGGAAAGACUCCUUAACUUUCUGGUCCAAUUCUCUCUGGCAAAGCAAAAAUGGUCAAAUCGCUUGCCUCAGUUCAAUCUCCUUCGUUUUUGCCUCAAGCCUGAUUCGAGGAGCUUAAUAACUAAGAUCGUGAAAUGCUGUUGCCCGGAGGAAGAGUUGGAGAAAUACAGGUUCCAGGCGUACAUGGAAAAAGUUCCUAGAGAGCUGCAAGAACUUGUACUUCGUGAGAUGAAGGCAGCAGAGCAUGAUGCUGACGAAAGUGGUGAAGCUUCUCUUAAGGAAAAGAGCAAAUGGAUCUCAGAAUACAUGAUGCAUCUCCUGGUUAAUCUCCCUGAAAUGCUAUCAGUUCCUUCCGGGCAAGUUAUCUACGAGCAUGUACGCACAGUCAUCAAGAAGCUCCAGGAUUUGAAACCGGAAAUGAAGGAUGACCAUUCAGCCUGCCAAUUCCUACAAACUGUCAAACUCCCUGACCAUGCCGCCAAAAAGCCGGAAGAUCCUUUCUUUGCAGCAAUCGUGCCUCUCGAGCGCCCAUUCACCUCUCUCAGUGAAGGGCUCAAUACAUCACUGAUGCUCGACCGCCUUUAUCUCACAGAAAAUCCCGUUUCCCGCCAAAACCAAAAACCCCUCCCUCCCUUCCCCGCUCCCUCCCCUCUUCUCUCUCUCUCUCUCUCUCUCCUCGACUCGUUCAGACACGUUCCUCCGAUCCGUCUAGGGUUCCUCCUCUGCAACCGAGACGAGGCGGGGCCACGGCAGAGCCCGAGCGGGAGCCAUGCCGGACCUGGGCGUCAACCCAUCCUCCCUCUCCUCGCCUCUCGCCGUCGCGGCGGCGGCGGCGGCGGCGGCGGCUCCGGCGGCGGCUCGGGCCUCAAGUCGGCCCCUCCUCGCGGCGCCGCCGAGGGCCCCCUCCCGCACCCGCCGAAAACCCUAGGCGGAGUCCCCGACCGCGAGCCGGCGCGGGAGAGGAACCGGCACUCGCAGAACUGGGGCGCCGCGCCGCCGCCGCGGAGGAACGCGGCGAGGACGCUGGAGGACUACGUCGGGGACUGGGCCGAGCGGAAGGUGGGGUCGGGCGAGGCGCGGUCCCAGUGCUUCCUCCCGUUCCUCGUCGGUGCCAAGAGAAUGGCGAAAUGCGUCAUUUGCCAUCAUUUUAUAUUCCCCGAUGAGGAGUUGCAUUGUGUGGUUCGUGGUUGUAAUGGGACCUAUCACUCGUCAUGUGCAAAGGAAAGGCUCGGGGUAUCCAAUUUGAAGAAUUUCAAGUGUCCACAACAUGCAUGCUUCAUCUGCAAACAGAGACAACCACACUGGCGAUGUGUGCUGUGCACUUUAGCCUCACAUUAUAAGUGUGCGGCAUGGCCGGAAAAGGUGAUGCAUUUGAAGAAUCCACCAGGUCGAGCUGUCUGUUGGAGGCAUCUGACUAAUUCACGUUUACUGGUCGGGUUGGCUGACAGGAUUACAUGUUUGUUGAAUGAGCAGCAUGCUGUUUCGACAUCAGACAUAGAGGAAAUUUUCAGUCGCUUACCUACACCUUAUGAUGAAGAGGAGUUUAAGUUUGAUAUAACAAUGAAAGACAUGAUUGAAAAUAAGAUGGAGCCACCUCCAUACGUGCACAUUAGGCGAAAUAUUUAUCUUAUCAGAAAGAAGCGUGACGAUGUUGGUGAUGGUAUUGGAUGCUCAAGUUGCAGUUCCAUGUGCUCUGAUAAUUGUGUGUGCAGGGUCCAAUGCAUAAGCUGCUCAAAGGCUUGUCGUUGCCCAGAAAAUUGCAACAACAGGCCAUUUCGGAAGGACAAGAAGAUAAAGAUUGUUAAAACAGAAUUCUGUGGUUGGGGUGUAGAGGCAGCUGAAUCCAUAAAUAAAGGGGAAUUUAUCAUUGAAUAUAUCGGAGAAGUUAUCGAUGAUGCUUUAUGUGAAAAAAGGCUUUGGGAUAUGAAAUUUAGAGGCAUGAAGAAUUUCUACAUGUGUGAGGUACGAAAGGACUUCACAAUUGAUGCAACAUUCAAGGGAAAUGCAUCUCGCUUUCUUAACCACGGCUGCAAUCCUAACUGUUUCCUGGAGAAGUGGCAAGUUGAGGGGGAAACAAGGGUGGGUGUUUUUGCAGCUCGGUCAAUAAAAGUUGGUGAGCCACUAACAUAUGAUUACAGAUUUGUACAAUUUGGUCCCGAGGUGGAGUGCUGCUGUGGAUCUCAAAACUGUCAAGGAUAUCUGGGAACCAAAAAGAAGAUAGCCAAGUUAGAGGUUUGCUGGGGUUCAAAACGCAGAAGAACAGCAGCUGCUUAUGUAGCCAUUUUAACUUUGUGAUUUGCCACAGGCCUUUGUUCGCCAGAAUCAUCGAUGAUGUACAUUCUUUACUAUGAACAGAAAAAAAAAUAAGACCGAGCUUGACAAGCGAAAGAGACUCUCCCAGUCAGUCACCAAGACAAAGCUUUCCUUUCAGAGAAUACAAGCCUCUGUCCACACCAUUGGACCUCCGUCUGGUUCAUCUGCAGUUCUUGGUUGGAUUUGCAUGAAUACUGGCCAUUUGAAUCAUGUACGAGAGAUUGAUUGUUUCCUUCAGUUUGGUUCCACUUCCCUUGUAUUCUUUUAAGUCCCUAUAUACUGAAAUUUUUUACUGGACCCCCAGCUAAUUGUAAUUUGACUUUGAUCUGAUGAUGAGUGGUAAUAUUAUGAUUUGUUCGAUUCA
Eucalyptus grandis is the source of this 2677-nucleotide messenger RNA. RefSeq names its product histone-lysine N-methyltransferase ASHR3. NCBI's taxonomy places the organism in Eukaryota, Viridiplantae, Streptophyta, Magnoliopsida, Myrtales, Myrtaceae. Gene Ontology annotation, biological process: regulation of DNA-templated transcription. Gene Ontology annotation, cellular component: nucleus; chromatin. The transcript is spliced from 14 exons. The record is from RefSeq and is a predicted model, not a curated record. The coding region runs from base 1 to 2295 and encodes 764 amino acids. Gene Ontology annotation, molecular function: protein binding; histone H3K36 methyltransferase activity.